UCCGUCAAUAUGGCGGACGCCCAUCACGCGCAGUGUUAAAUGUCCAGUCUAAUUGUGUUAUAUUCCUGUAGCACGUUUCAAAUAAUCACUGUUUGUAUAAAUCGUUUUCCUUUUAUAUAGUGAGCGAUAUGGGGAAAAAGGAGAAGGGUGACCGAGAGAGAAAGUCAAAGAAACGCUAUUACGAGGAUGAUGACGAGGAUGAGUCAGUCCCUGACACCGAUUCACAGGAGGCCGUACCCUCGGCAGCCGGCAAGCAGGUCGAUGAAUCCAGCACCAAAGUUGAUGAAUAUGGAGCUAAAGAUUACAGACUACAGAUGCAGUUGAAGACGGACAAUUCAUCUCGGCCUCUGUGGGUGGCUCCUGAUGGUCAUAUCUUCCUGGAGGCAUUCUCACCGGUCUAUAAGUACGCCCAGGACUUUCUGGUGGCCAUCGCCGAGCCAGUGUGCCGGCCCAUCCAUGUGCACGAGUACAAACUGACCGCGUACUCGCUCUAUGCUGCUGUGAGCGUUGGCCUGCAGACCUCGGACAUCAUCGAGUACCUGCAGAAGCUCAGCAAGACGUCUGUCCCUGAUGGCAUCGUCCAGUUCAUAAAGUUGUGCACAGUGAGCUACGGGAAAGUCAAGCUGGUCCUAAAGCACAACAGGUAUUUUGUGGAAAGCGCUUUCCCGGACGUGAUCCAGCGACUGCUGCAGGACCCUGUGAUCCGAGACUGUCGUCUCCGCACUGGCGAUGGAGAGGAGCCUGAACUGAUCACGGAGGUCAUCUCCAACAAACCUGCAAUCGCGAAGACGCAGCAGGAUAACGGCGGUGCGUCCACGUCACAGUCAGCGGAUGGACAGCAAGGUAGUUCCCAGGUCCCUGAGGACAUCUUCAGCUAUUAUGAACAGAUGGACAAAGAGGAGGAGGAAGAGGAAGAGACGCAGACCGUCUCAUUCGAGAUCCGCCAGGAGAUGAUCGAGGAGCUGCAGAAGCGCUGUAUCCAACUGGAGUACCCUCUGUUAGCCGAGUACGACUUCCGCAACGACACGGUCAACCCCGACAUCAACAUGGACCUGAAGCCCACCGCCGUGCUUAGACCGUACCAGGAAAAGAGCCUGCGCAAGAUGUUCGGCAACGGACGAGCGCGCUCCGGCGUCAUUGUCCUGCCAUGCGGAGCCGGAAAGUCUCUUGUAGGAGUCACGGCAGCCUGCACCGUACGUAAACGCUGCCUGGUGUUGGGGAACUCAUCCGUGUCGGUGGAGCAGUGGAAGUCCCAGUUUAAGAUGUGGUCGACCAUCGACGACUCGCAGAUAUGCCGCUUCACAUCAGACGCCAAGGACAAGCCCAUCGGCUGCUCGGUGGCCAUCAGCACGUACUCCAUGUUGGGCCACACCACCAAGCGCUCCUGGGAGGCCGAGCGAGUCAUGGACUGGAUGCGCAGUCAGGAGUGGGGGCUCAUCAUCCUUGACGAGGUCCACACAAUCCCAGCAAGAAUGUUCAGGCGCGUCCUGACCAUAGUCCAGGCCCACUGCAAGCUGGGUUUGACUGCGACGCUGGUGCGAGAGGACGAUAAGAUCGUUGAUCUCAACUUCCUCAUUGGGCCCAAACUGUUUGAAGCCAAUUGGAUGGAGCUGCAGAACAACGGCUACAUUGCAAAAGUACAGUGUGCUGAGGUGUGGUGUCCAAUGUCCCCAGAGUUUUAUCACGAAUACGUGGCUAUUAAGACGAAGAAGCGCAUCCUGCUUUAUACCAUGAACCCCAACAAGUUCCGCGCCUGCCAGUUCCUCAUCCGCUUCCAUGAGAGACGCAACGACAAGAUCAUCGUCUUCGCCGACAACGUCUUCGCGCUUAAGGAAUACGCCAUCCGCCUCAACAAGCCGUACAUUUAUGGGCCCACAUCACAAGGGGAGCGAAUGCAGAUCCUCCAGAAUUUCAAGCACAACCCAAAGAUCAACACCAUUUUUAUCUCCAAGGUAGGAGACACGUCUUUCGAUCUGCCUGAGGCAAACGUCUUGAUUCAGAUCUCAUCUCACGGAGGCUCUCGUCGUCAAGAGGCUCAGCGACUAGGCAGAGUGCUGCGUGCCAAGAAAGGAAUGGUUGCUGAGGAAUACAAUGCCUAUUUCUACUCAUUAGUGUCUCAGGACACACAGGAAAUGGCGUAUUCUACGAAGAGACAGCGGUUCCUGGUGGACCAGGGUUACAGUUUUAAGGUGAUCACUAAGUUGGCAGGAAUGGAGGAAGAGGACUUGAUGUUCUCUACACGAGAGGAACAGCAGCAGCUUCUACAGAAAGUCCUGGCAGCGACCGACCUGGACGCAGAGGAAGAGGUGGUAACCGGAGAGUUCGGAGGGAAAUCUCAGUUUUCUCGUCGAACCGGCACCAUGAGCUCCAUGUCAGGAGCAGACGACGCCAUCUACAUGGAGUAUCACACGUCACGUGGCAGCAAGGGGGCAGUCGGCAAGAACAUCCACCCUCUCUUUAAACGCUUCAGAAAGUGAGCGUGGACAAGAACGGCAAUUCUGAUACUUACACUUGCGACUUUCCUAAAAGUCUCAAACCUAAGGUCAAGACCCCCUCGUACCCCCCUCCCUCUAAAAUACAAGGUGUUGGAAAAUGUUUAGAAAAGAGAGUGGGUGUAGAGACUAUAAUGAAGUGUUGUCUUAACAUGGAUUAAAGCACUACUUAAAAAAAAAAAAACUAAAAUAAAAUAAAAUGGAAGAAACUGUGAUGCACACGAGUUUAUCCAAAAUGUUUUCAUUUAAUGACCCAUUAAAAUCGUUUUUUAGUGUGCACAUAAGAAAUGGUUACACACUAAACCUGUGUAAUCCCUCACCAUGACCUGAUGUGUAUAAUCGGGUCCAUACUGCUGUGUUUUUGCUUUUUGUAUCUUAUGUUUUGUUUUGUAUGAAAUGCAAUGUCUUUUUGCAUUAUGUUUGAUAAAAAAGUUGAAUAAAUCAU
This is a messenger RNA of Clarias gariepinus (North African catfish), 2937 nucleotides long. It is a transcript of the gene ercc3, whose product is annotated as excision repair cross-complementation group 3. The record is from RefSeq and is a predicted model, not a curated record. Gene Ontology annotation, biological process: nucleotide-excision repair; transcription initiation at RNA polymerase II promoter. Gene Ontology annotation, cellular component: transcription preinitiation complex; nucleotide-excision repair factor 3 complex; transcription factor TFIIH holo complex. NCBI's taxonomy places the organism in Eukaryota, Metazoa, Chordata, Actinopteri, Siluriformes, Clariidae. The transcript has 15 exons. Gene Ontology annotation, molecular function: 3'-5' DNA helicase activity; DNA binding; hydrolase activity. The coding region runs from base 129 to 2477 and encodes 782 amino acids.